GCUCCAAGUUGAUACUACAGCCUCGCACACUGUGUUGCGAUGUCGCGGCAGGGGAUGCUCGCUGGCCUUCUGCCGCUUUGUAGACAGCGUCAUAGUCUUGUAGGAGCAUCAUGUAGCUCCUGGCGCUCAUUCUCCGCCACCGAGACUGACGCGGGACCAUCCUCAUCGGGGCGAGUCGCUCACCUAACGUCACGCGGCGUGCUGCUGGCGGAAGGGCCGCAGGCUCUGACCUUUCUGCAGGGCAUGGUCACCAACGACGUGCGGCCGCUGCAGACAGCUGGCCCGGCCGAGCCGCCUGUGUACGCCACGGUCCUGACGCCCAAGGGGAAGUUCCUGCACGACCUGUUCAUCAGCCGGCACCCGGACAUGCCUGACGCCCUGCUCCUAGAGGUGGAUGCCGCCGGGGCGACGGCGGCCAUGCAGCUGCUGAACAAGUACAAGCUGCGGCGGCCGGUGACCUUUCGCGACGUCAGCGCGCAGUACCGCGUCAUGGCGGCGUGGGGCGCAGCCGGAGCAGCUGGCGGCGGAGCCGGAGCAGGGGGUGGAGCAGGAGCAGGAGCAGGAGCAGGAGCAGGAGGUGGAGGUGGAGGUGGCGGCGGCACUCCGCCACGGGGCCCCUGGUGGCGGCCGGACCCGCGCCUGCCGCAGCUGGGCUACAGAGCGCUAGUGCCGGCGGCGGACGUGGCGGCGGCGGCAGCAGCGGCGGGAGGCGCCGCCGGGGAGGAGGCCUACCGGGCGUGGCGCUACAGCCUGGGCGUGGCGGAGGGCGAGGCGGAGAUACCCGCGGGCCAGGCCGCCCCCCUGGACUUCAACGUGGACGUGCUGCGCGGCGUGUCGUACACCAAGGGCUGCUACGUGGGCCAGGAGCGCAACAGCUUCACGCACUACCGCGGCGUCAUCCGCAAGCGACUCAUGCCUGUGCGGCUUGAAGCGACGGCAGCGGCGGGGCCAGGUCCUGCACUUCCCGCCGUGGGCCUGGACGUUCUUGACGCCGCCACGGGGAAGAGCGUGGGGCAGCUGCGCGGGGCGGCAGCUUCCUCCACCUGCUCAUCCGCGGCGGCAUCCGGGCAGGCCAGCUCCAGCAGUAGCAGCACCAGCACCAGUAGCAGUAGCAGUAGCAGUAGCACCGGGAGAGCGAGCGGUGCGGGGUGGGGCAUUGCCUACCUCAAGUUGGAUACGGCGCUUGCGGCGGCGGAGGGCCGCGGGGAGCUGGUGGUGGCGACGGCGGCGACUGGUGCGGCGGCGGCGGCAGGGGCGGGGAGUGAGGCAGCAGGUGCGGGUGUGGGUGCGGGUGCGGCAUGGCGGGUGGUGCCUGUGCGGCCAGUGUGGUGGCCGGCGGAAUGGGGCUAUGAGGAGACAGGUGGGCGACCCAGCUAGCGAACAGCCGUAACGAAUGCAUGGAAUACGCUGCUGCUGCUGGUGGUGGUGGUGGUGGUGGUGGUGGUGGUGGUGGUGGUGGUGGUGGUGGUGGUGGUGGUGGUGGUGGUGGGAAAGGAAGGAGGCACAGGGUAUGGGCAGACCACUCGCGGGUGGACGGCACCUUCUGGCACGGGGGAUUCGGUGCAACACCCUCGUAU
Chlamydomonas reinhardtii is the source of this 1577-nucleotide messenger RNA. RefSeq lists its product as uncharacterized. Gene Ontology annotation, molecular function: protein binding. Lineage: Eukaryota; Viridiplantae; Chlorophyta; Chlorophyceae; Chlamydomonadales; Chlamydomonadaceae. The coding region runs from base 244 to 1377 and encodes 377 amino acids. The transcript is spliced from 10 exons. The record is from RefSeq and is a predicted model, not a curated record. Gene Ontology annotation, cellular component: mitochondrial matrix.